AUGAUAGUCGAACUAAUCGCGUUCAUCAGCCUGUGCGCCCAUGCAGGGAGAGCGCUGCGCGUGACCCAGCCCUACCGGGCGGUAGCGGUCGACGGAGAGGUGAGGCUCCGCUGCUCCUUCCGAGUGCGGCACACGGCGGAGGAGAUGCGUGUGGCGCUGAUCCGGGGGCUGCACGGGGAGCAGCAGGUGUGCGCCUCCUCCUUCAACCUCACUCAGUCCUACCACCAGACGGAGGGAGCCGUCCAGUGCAGGGGAGAGCUGAGCCCGGGCGGGGUGGACCUUGUCGUCUGGGGCCUGACGCUGGAGGACACAGACCUGUACCGCUGCAGGGUGGAGCUCCUGUACCCCCCGCCCUACAUGGCGAACUUCGGGAAUGGCACCCUCCUCUUCAUCCCAGGUCCCACAGCGAAGGAAGACUGCCCGUCUCCUGCGGCACAAACAGACACCGUGGUUGACUCAGACAGCGCUACUGUCAUCUUACCUGUAGCGGCGCUGGUUUUCUUCAUCCUCAUCCUCAUCAUCAUCAUACUCACUUACAAGAUGAUCACCAUGGACUACAGGAAGAGGAUGUAUGCAAGCAUGGCGCCAGUGAUCUCGAAACGAGUGGACUGUCGAUUUGGCUAUGAGAAUUUCCUGUGAAGUUGACUCUUUCAGAAACUGAAACGUUGACGAGCAUUACAAAAAAGAACUGCAAAUUUUCAACUUUGUCAUUAAUUAACAUUAUAUGUUACAUAUAAAGUGUUUUAA
Molecule: messenger RNA, 747 nt
Organism: Megalops cyprinoides (Indo-Pacific tarpon)
Lineage: Eukaryota; Metazoa; Chordata; Actinopteri; Elopiformes; Megalopidae
Gene: cd28
Product: CD28 molecule
Exons: 4
Coding region: 1-639 (212 amino acids)
Biological process (GO): T cell receptor signaling pathway; regulation of T cell proliferation
Cellular component (GO): external side of plasma membrane
Source: RefSeq, a predicted model, not a curated record